GUACGCCGAGCUGCCGUCGCUGUGGGGCGAGGACGACCUGGCGGCGCUGCUGGGCCGCCUCCAGGCGCUGCCGCUGAGCCUGUCGCUGGACGAGGUCGCCUUUGGGCGCCUCCUGCAGCUGCCGGGGCUCCUGGAGGGCUCCGCGGCGGUCUGGUUCGGCGACUUCUCGCGCGACCGACCGAGCGGCCUGGCCGACGGGCUCGAGUUCCUGGCGGCCGCGGUGUGCGUGUCCUCGCGUGCCUCCGCGCUGCGGAAGCUCGCGCUGCUGUUCGACCUCUUCGACGCGGGACGGGGCGGGCGGCUGCGGAGAGGCGACUUUGCCGUCGCCCUCAAGGCCGUCGCGCUCGGCCUCGGCCGCGUCGUGUCCGGACUGCCGCCCGCGGCGUCGCUGGCGGAGCUCGCGGGCCUCGCGGAGGCGCUGGGCGUGCCGGCGGAGGGGCUGUCGCCGGACGGCUGGGUCCGCUGGGCGAUGGAGGCGGGCCUGCCGCUGAGGUACCUGGCCGCGUUCUCGGGGCUGGGCUCGGGCGCCAGCGGGCGCGGCCCCUCGGCGGUGCUGGCCUGGGGCGCCAACCGCCGCGGGCAGCUCGGCCUGCCCUUCGGGCCCGGCGUGCAGCUCGCCCCCGUGCCGCUGCUGGCGCUGGAGGGCGUCCGGGUCUGCGCCGUGGCCUCCCACGAGUCCCACGCGAUUUUCCUCACGGAGGAGGGGCACCUGUGGACGUGCGGCGCGGGCUUCAGCGGCCUCCUCGGCCACGGCGGCCUCGAGGACUGCGCGCAGCCGCGCCUCCUGGAGCCUCUGGCGCACAAGCGCGCCGUCGCCGUGGCCGCGGGCGCGAGGCACUCGGCCGCCGUGACCUCGGACGGCCAGGUGUACACGUGGGGUGCCGCCGACCUGGGCCAGCUGGGCCACGGCUUCGUGGAGGCAGGCGGCGCCGCCCACGUCCUCUGCCACGACCCGACGACCGGCGGCGAGUUCGCGUACCUGCCGGUGCCGGCCCUGGUGCGCGCCUUGGCGGACGACGGCGCCGCCGUGGUGGCCGUGGCGUGCUGCAGCUACUCGACGCUGGCGCUGACCGACGCCGGGCACGUCUACUCGUGGGGCAACAACACGGACGGCCAGUGCGGCCUCGGGCAGCACGUGCCGGGGGAGAGGACGGUCACCAUCGACAGGCACAUGGCGCGCACCGCGCUGAAGGUCGUGGCGACCCCGCGGCGCGUCGCGUCCGCGGUUCCUUUCCGCGCGCUGAGCUGCGGCGGUUACCACGCCUUGGCGAUUGACCGCGAGGGCAGCGUCUGGAGCUGGGGCCAAGGCAUGUGGGGCAAACUCGGCCACGGGGACAUCCGCAGCAUGUACGAGCCGAAGGUGGUGGAGGCCCUGGAGCACAGGGGAGCCAACGUGGUGGCCGCCGGCAGGUCGCAUUCCGUGUGCCUGUGCUCCCUCUACCGCCUGACCGUCUCCAGCGGCGUCAAGGAGAAGCCCCUGAGCCCCUUCACGCUGCUAGGGCUGCCCGUGGGCAAGGUGAACAAGCACGCCUUGACAUGCGCGCCGCUCACGCCGCCAGGCACGUCGCUGCAGCUCCGCGCCUUCGUUUGCGCGCCGCUCAUGUCAGUGGGGCUGCCGUUCCGCUUCGAGCCGGGCGUGUCGCAGGUCAACGCUGGCUCUCACGGAGUGGAGACGGUGCGGGACUCGGUCGUGCUGGUGGACCGCGGCCUGGCGCAGGGGGUCUGGCUGAAGCUCGCCACGACAGACUUCGAUUUCAGCGUUAAGAUGGCGGCCACUGGCGCGCAGGUUCCCACGCGCCAGGGCCUGACUGGCGACGUUAUGACGGCGACAGAGGGCAUGUACGUGGCUGACACAGACUGCAAGGGAAAGCUCUGCGUCAUCGAGCUGCCCGAGGUGCCCAACAAGGACUCACCAGGGACAGAUCCCAUUGAGUCAGUGGUGCUGCGCGUGCUGAACGUGGCGCGAGGCUGCCAGAGCGCUGGCGCCUUGGCGUGCGUGUGCGCGCUGCCGCCCGGCUGCGACCUGUUCCGUGUGCAGGUGAGCGCAGUGCUGCAGGCGGGCCUGUCCGCCGCCGGGGCGGCGGCGGCCAGCCGGGCGUCCGCCAUGGGCCACCGGGCCUCGCAUGCCUCGGCGGCGGCCGGCCGGGCGUCCGCCAUGGGCCGGCAGGCCUCGGCGGCCUCGGCGCUCCAGGCGGGCAAGAGCAGCGGCAGCCUGGGCGUCAGCGCCGUGGAGGCCGUCAGGAGCACCGGCAGCGCCGUGGAGGCCGUCAGGAGCGGCGGCAGCGCCGUGGAGGCCGUCAGGAGCAGCGGCAGCGCCGCGGCCGCGGGCGGCGCGCCGCCGAUGCCGCUGGGCUUCCUCGACGAGGAGCACGGCGCGCUGCUGCGCAAGCACCUGGCGCGGCUCGUCGCGGCGCGCCUGGCCGAGGCGCCGGGCGGGGUGCCCGAGGAGGUGCGCGGCUGGAGGCGCGGCCAGGAGGAGUUCAGCGGCAAGCCGUUCUGGGAGCGCCAGGACACGGGCGAGAGGAGGGAGACGGCCCCGCUCGUGGGGCCGGGCGCCAUGGCGUCGCUGGUGGUCGUGCGGGAGGAGUGCCUCGCGGAGCGCCUGCAGGCUGUGGCGAAGUUGCAGCCCAAGGCCAUAGUGCUCUGCCAGCAGUCCUGGCGCCCCGACCCCGAGCCCGUGGCGCUGCCCGAGUUCGAAGGCGGGUGGCACCUGCAGGUGCCCAUCGCCUGCGUCACGUACGAGGCGGCCGAGGAGCUGAAGCGGCUCGAGAGGGGCCGCGCUGGAGCCGCCCGGCUCUGGGUGACCAUGGAGGUGCAGGAGGCAGGCGCGGUCUUCGCGUGGGGCGACGGCACGAUGGGCCAGCUGGGGCUCGGCGGCAUCGCCCACGGUUCGCUGCUCACUCACACCGCCAACUCGCUCACCAACGAGGAGCACUCGUUCGCGAGCCUGCCGCGGUACGUGUCGAGCCUGCACGAGGAGCAGGUCACUGCGCUCGCCUGCGGGGCGCAGCACACACUGGCGGCCAACAACGACGGCGAGGUCUUCUCCUGGGGCCAGGCGGAGGGCCUCGGGGCGACCGUCUCGGACGAUGCGUCCAGCGAGGUGCCCGUGCUGGUGGACCACUUGGAGGGCCAUUUCCGGGCCACCCGCGUCUUCGCCGGGCACGACCAUUCUUUUGCGGUGGCUGAGUCGAGCGUCCAGUCGGUCAUUUGAGGGCCGUCUCUCCCUUCCCUCCGCCUCCUCCUCACUCACUCACUCACCCCAUGGCGCGCGCCGCGGUGUCCAGCACCUCCACAGGCCGCGCCGCCGCGUCGCGCGGCGCCGCUGGCUCCCAGGGCCCCCGCCAGAGGGGCAGAUAUGGCCUCCCCCCAGCGGCUUCCCCCCAGCGGCCCCCCGACCGCGCACUGCCCCGGGGCCUCCCCCGCCCCCGUCCGCGCGGCGCGGGGAGGGCCUUGCCUCGCGCCCGCCGAAAGCAGGCGGGGCAGCGCGGCG
This is a messenger RNA of Prorocentrum cordatum, 3493 nucleotides long. The record is from the annotation of a GenBank genome assembly. Lineage: Eukaryota; Dinophyceae; Prorocentrales; Prorocentraceae.